CAAGUAAAAGGAGGCGUGUUGUACGUCGCCCAUUCCUGGAUCAUUUUUAAGGGUUCAGUGUACCGCAUAUCUCUGCCCGUCCUAUUUGGACUUUAUUGAUGGAUUUCCGGCGUGACUUUUAUGUCCAGUUUAGAUUAUUUUCAAGCUCUGGAUGAAACUCCUGCAAACUUUCUCAUAUGGGAAUGGACAUUUGGUGAGGUAAGCCAGUUUCCCCAACAUUCUCCUUUCGGGAAGAUGUUAAUUUGACAUUUAAAACUUUAUAUAACCACCGCGUGGUAUUUUUGUCUAAAGUGUGACACUUUUAAGAGUUACAUGAAUGUCAAAGAGAGGUUGAACCAGUAGAACCAGCUUGAGUUUCGCGCAGCUGGAAAAAUCUUCAGGUUCCCUUUAACAAACCAACCAGGAACCGACCAUGGCAGGACUACACAGCUCAAACAUGAAAACUUUAGAGGAUUUAACUCUAGACUCGGGCUAUGGAGCAGGGGACUCGUGUAAAUCUUUAAGCCUGUCCUCUUCCAAAUCCAACUCGCAGGCGUUCGUGAACAGCCCUCACCGGGGGAACUGGUGGUAUUACUCUGGAUCCAUGAACAGCAGGAACAACAGCUGGGACACAGUCAACACAGUCCUUCCCGAGGAUCCAGAGGACAUUUUCUCCAAAUGCCCCCGCUUACCGGAGCUGGAGGAGUUUCCGUGGACGGAGGAGGAUGUGGCGAGGGUCGUGCGUAAAGGCGCAGGGAAGGGGACCUCGUUUUCCACGGAGGCUGUGCGGAGGUUGUCCGCCCUGAUGCGCAGAGCUCUCAUCCGCAUCUCCAGAGAGGCGCAGCGGCUCAGUGUUAUGCACUGUAGAUGCACCCGGUUCGAGGUCCAAAGCGCGAUCCGGCUGGUGCUCAGUUGGGCACUGGCUGACCACUGCGUUUCGGCCACCGUCAAAGCCAUAUCUAUGUACAACAUGAGCGCUGGAGAGCUAUUGCGCAAGGGAAAGUCGGCCCGGUGUGGGCUUAUCUUCUCGGUGGGACGCUUUUUCCGCUGGAUGGUGGACACUCGGAUCUCGGUGCGCAUUCAUGAGUACGCGGCCAUCUGCCUGACCGCAUGCAUGGAGGCGCUGGUGGAGGAGGCGGGCGUGCGGGUGCUUGUGGCGGAGAGGGACGGCGCGACCCCCGGCUGCGUCCUGACAGCAGAGGCGCUGGAGGUCGUCAUCAAUAAUGAUGCUGAGCUGUGGGGAGUCCUGCAACACUAUGAGCAUCUCAUUUGCGGAAAGAACGCCAAUGGUGUUUUGUCGCUCCCGGCUCAUUUCAGUCCAUACACAGAAGGACGUCAGACGGGUUUGGAGAGCAGAGAGGACGCAUACGCUGAACUGGAGCUCCGGACACUCGAGCAGGCAUUACUGGCCACAUGCGUGGGCAGCAUCUCAGAACUAAGUGACCUGGUAUCACGGGCCAUGCACCAUAUGCAGCGUCUCAGUUCAGUCCGUCACGGCCUUAGUCCGGCUCGCCACGUCCGCCAGCAGCCCGUGUCCUGGUCUCCAGAUGCCCUCCACACACUCUACUAUUUCCUGCGAUGCCCACAAAUGGAGUCCAUGGAGAACCCCAACCUGGAUCCACCCAGGAUGGCCCUGAGCAAAGAAAGGCCGUUUCUCCUGCUCCCCCCACUGAUGGAGUGGAUGCGUGUGGCAAUCGUACAUGCCGAGCAUCGCCGCAGCUUAUUGGUGGACAGCGAUGAUGUCAGACAGACGGCACGCCUACUCCUGCCUGGACUGGACUGCGAGCCCAGACUGCUAAAGCCUGAGUGCUGUUUUAGUUCCUUCAGGCGUUUGGAUGCCAAAGCCGCCACAGAUAAGUUCCAGCUGGACCUGGGCUUUCGCAUGCUGAACUGUGGCCGCACUGAUCUGAUCAGCCAGGCCAUCGAACUGUUGGGGCCAGAUGGUGUCAACAGCAUGGAUGACCAGGGUAUGACCCCACUGAUGUACGCCUGCGCAGCUGGAGACGAAGCUUUAGUCCAGAUGUUGAUUGACGCUGGAGCCAAUCUAGAUGUAGCGGUCCCCGUGUGCUCUCCCAAACACCCCUCAGUCCACCUAGACAGCCGCCACUGGGUGGCGCUCACCUUUGCUGUGUUACAUGGACAUAUAUCCGUUGUGCAGCUUCUCUUAGACGCGGGAGCAAACAUAGAGGGAGCGGCUGUUCGUAACGGACAGGAGAGCAGCACCGAGACGCCUCUCCAGCUGGCAUCGGCAGCAGGGAAUUACGAGAUGGUUAGUUUACUGCUGGCACGGGGUGCGGAUCCCCUACUGAGGUCGCAGGACGGCAACACACUGACAUCAUCGCUGUAUGAGGACAUGAACUGCUUCAGUCACGCUGCAGCCCACGGCCAUAGGAACGUGUUGAGGAAGCUUCUCUCUCAGCCUCAGAAGGUCAGGGAUGAUGUGCUCUCGCUGGAGGAGAUCCUGGCAGAGGGUGUGGAGGGCAAGACGGGGAUGUCCGGCCGGAAUGGACACUGUUUACCUCCUCCUCCGUCCCCUAACCUCAGCCUGGCAUCAGCAGUUGCCCUGCCCAAGCUGUGUAAGGCCCGUUUGAAAGCUCUGCAGGAGGCCUCGUUCUGCAGCGCUGAGCAUGGAUACCUAGACGUCACCAUGGAGCUCAGAUCAUUGGGAGUGCCGUGGAAGCUACACGUGUGGCUGGAGUCGUUACGCAGCGCUCAGCAGAAGUCCAGAGCUGGAGUCACUCUAUCCCUCCUCAGAGACUUCACCUCCAUCAAAGAAGAAGACUACUGCGAGGAACUAAUCUGUGUCGGCUUUCCUCUGAUGUUUAACAUCCUGAAAAACAGCAAGAAUGAGGCAAUAAUCCAACAGCUGGGCAUCAUUUUCAGUCACUGUUAUGGUCCUGCUCCUCUUCCUUCUAUCGUGGAAAAGAAAGCAACUUUUUCUGCUCAACUUGACCCUCACUUCCUGAACAAUCCGGAGAUGUCUGACGUGACGUUCCUAGUGGAGGAAAAACCAUUCUACGCGCAUGGCGUUCUGCUUCUCACAGCGUCUGAGAGGUUCAAAACUCUGCUUGCUCAAAAUGGGUCGGACAGCACUCAACCACGCAAGGACAUUGAGAUCAACAACAUCAAGUACAACAUCUUCCAGAUGAUGAUGUCAUACCUGUACUGCGGCGGGACGGAGUCACUGAAGAUGGGCGUCUCAGAGUUACUGGAGUUGCUGUCAGUGGCAAGUUUGUUCCAGUUGGGGGCACUGCAGCGGCACUGUGAAAUACUUUGUGCUCAAAGCAUUGAUCUUGACAAUGCAGUGAACAUCUACCACACUGCUAAGGCUCAUGGUGCGGUGGAGCUCAGCACGUACUGUGAGGGUUAUUUCCUACAGAAUAUGGCAGGUCUGUUGGAGAAGGAUGCCUUCCGGUCGCUGAUCCUGCUGUCCGGCACACGGAGCGCAUCUGGAAAAGACUCUCUUCUGGAAGAGCUGGAGGCAACGUUAGCUCGCAGAUUACACUCACUGCUGGUCACCUCUCGUGUGUAGAAGGAAAAGAGUGGAAAACGCAAGGAAAUUCACAAUAAAGACGAUAUAAAAGGACACAAAGGACAUGAAUGUGUUAAUGUAAAUACAACACAUACUGAGGAAAGACGAACAAAAACCUAUGAUGAACUGACUGAAGGUUAAGCUUUGUGAAGAGUUUCAUGAAUUAUCAAAAACAUUAUGUGCACGCAAGCUUUGGGGGCUUGUGAUAAACAAUGCAAGAAUGUGUAAGAGUUUAAAUUACAUUAUUAAAUGCUGCAGCGUUAUGUGGAUAAAGUUAUCAGAACUCAAUUACAUUAUGAUUGUGUCAAAAUUGCGGACAACAGGUUUCCCAGUCUUUAAUAGACGCCAGUACAGAGUUUGGCUAAAAUGGGAGACUAGAGCAUAUUUUCCUCUCUUUUUUUUCCCUCCAUUAUUGUUUUUAAGCUAAGAUAUAUCUUGUAAUGGAAAAGAAAUGGACAUUUUCUAUUUAAAGAUGGGAGAUUAUUUAAGUUGCAUUUUUAUUUUUGCUUAAUGCCAAGCAAAUAAAAUUAUAUAUGAAUAAAUCUUGUUUUUAA
This is a messenger RNA of Myxocyprinus asiaticus (Chinese sucker), 4065 nucleotides long. RefSeq names its product ankyrin repeat and BTB/POZ domain-containing protein 2-like. The record is from RefSeq and is a predicted model, not a curated record. Bases 413 to 3511 code for a protein of 1032 amino acids. Gene Ontology annotation, molecular function: protein heterodimerization activity. NCBI's taxonomy places the organism in Eukaryota, Metazoa, Chordata, Actinopteri, Cypriniformes, Catostomidae. The transcript has 17 exons.